Messenger RNA from Fomitopsis serialis, 1101 nucleotides. RefSeq lists its product as uncharacterized. The record is from RefSeq and is a predicted model, not a curated record. The transcript is spliced from 11 exons. The coding region runs from base 1 to 1101 and encodes 366 amino acids. NCBI's taxonomy places the organism in Eukaryota, Fungi, Basidiomycota, Agaricomycetes, Polyporales, Fomitopsidaceae.
AUGUCGGGACAGCGCGCGGAGAAACACCACCUGGUGCUCGAUGCCUCCGAGCGUCCAGGCCCCGGCUCCGGGACACACUACCAGGGUACGACUGAUGCGUAUAGAUACUACGACCGACGGGCACAGAUACCACCAUCCGUCGCACACCAAUACGACGAGCGCAUGCCCGGCUUGACCAGCCCCAGCAACCAGGCCGAUGCGUACGGCCCCAGCAAGCACGCACCGCAAGCACGCACCGGUGCGUACGGAUACGGCCGAUGCGUACGGGUACGACCAUCCGUCGCACACCAAUACGACGAGCACAUGCCCGGCUUGACCAGCCCCAGCAAGCACGCACCGAUACGACCGACGGGUACGGAUACCACCAUCCGUCGCACACCAAUACGGCGAGCGCAUGCCGGGCUUGACCAGCCCCAGCAACCACGCACCGGUGUAUACGACCGACGGGUACGGAUACCGCCAUCCGUCGCACACCAAUACGGCGAGCGCAUGCAGGGCUUGACCAGCCCCAGCAACCACGCACCGAUACGACCGACGGGUACGGAUACCACCAUCCGUCGCACACCAAUACGGCGAGCGCAUGCCGGGCUUGACCAGCCCCAGCAACCACGCACCGAUACGACCGACGGGUACGGAUACCACCAUCCGUCGCACACCAAUACGAUGCCGGGCUUGACCAGCCCCAGCAACCACGCACCGGUGCGUACGGAUACGGCCGAUGCAUACGACCGACGGGUACGGAUACCACCAUCCGUCGCACACCAAUACGGCGAGCGCAUGUCCGGGUUGACCAGCCCCAGCAAGCACGCACCGAUACGACCAUCCGUCGCACACCAAUACGGCGAGCGCAUGCCGGGCUUGACCAGCCCCAGCAACCACGCACCGAUACGACCGACGGGUACGGAUACCACCAUCCGUCGCACACCAAUACGGCGAGCGCAUGCAGGGCUUGACCAGCCCCAGCAAGCACGCACCGGUGCGUACGGAUUCGGCCGAUGCGUACGGGUACGACCAUCCGUCGCACACCAAUACGACGAGCACAUGCCCGGCUUGACCAGCCCCAGCAAGCACGCACCGGUGCGUACGGUGAUACGCCUCUAG